CCUUGAGUCACCCCGGUCCUCUCCACAAUUUGCAGUCAUUGCCCUUGUUCAAAUUUUCUGGCCGAACUUUGCCUCUUCUCGAACUUCAGUUGACGUCGAUGAGUCUGCAGCCAAUCACAGCCCACGCGUAACCGGUUACAACGACACCAGGAAAGCUCUCCCGACCUUACCAUCGCAACCCCCCUCCAACACGCCCGCCCCGCGACUCCGCAGCGCCCAACAAUGGCCAGCACGAAGCCAUUGACGAUGCUGGCGCGCAGCCGCCCAACAUCGACGCUCCUCAGGCCGUCGCAAUUCGCGUCAGGCCGCCUCCCGUCACCCGCCACCGUCGCCCGAUUCUCGACGACCUUCCCUCGAGCGGCCACCCCAGCAGGACCGCCGCCGCCCGGCUUCCGGUUACCUCGCCCGAAGCGAUGGGACGAAGGAGAGGGCUCGUUGGACAAGGCAGGCAAAUACUUCUUGCUGCUGGAGAUGUUUCGGGGCAUGUACGUUGCGCUGGAGCAGUUUUUCCGGCCUCCGUAUACGAUCUACUAUCCUUUCGAGAAGGGCCCCAUCUCACCCCGCUUCCGCGGCGAGCACGCUCUGCGACGAUAUCCUACGGGCGAGGAGCGUUGCAUUGCUUGCAAGCUCUGCGAGGCUAUUUGCCCCGCGCAGGCCAUCACCAUUGAGGCUGAGGAGCGUGAGGAUGGUAGCAGGAGGACGACGAGAUACGAUAUCGACAUGACGAAGUGCAUCUAUUGCGGUCUGUGCCAGGAGAGCUGCCCAGUUGAUGCGAUCGUGGAGGGACCAAACGCAGAAUAUGCGACGGAGACGAGAGAGGAGCUUUUGUACAACAAGGAGAAACUGCUGGCAAAUGGCGACAAGUGGGAGCCCGAGAUUGCGGCCGCUGCUCGCGCUGAUGCGCCGUACCGGUAAUGCCUGUUGGCAGCGAGUGCAAGAUCUGUAAAUAUUAGAGAGGUCAUGUCUAGCAAAAUCAGGUUUCAUUUGUGCAUCUACAGAAUAGUGGCAACAGUGAUAAUGCUCACAGCCAGCACCAAACGUGGCGGUACAUUAAGCAUGUCUUGAAGGGUUUGCCUGCUAAGCGCCUUCAGGACUAGCAUUCUGGCGUUGGAGGAAUGGAAGAAGGAAGGCAUAGGCAUGCUGGGUGUACUGUGAGUUACGAGCAUAGUCAUCGUCGUAGACCCGCGCCCAGCAAGGAC
Trematosphaeria pertusa is the source of this 1199-nucleotide messenger RNA. Its product is annotated as NADH-quinone oxidoreductase. Gene Ontology annotation, molecular function: NADH dehydrogenase activity; 4 iron, 4 sulfur cluster binding. Gene Ontology annotation, biological process: mitochondrial respiratory chain complex I assembly; mitochondrial electron transport, NADH to ubiquinone. The coding region runs from base 223 to 915 and encodes 230 amino acids. Gene Ontology annotation, cellular component: membrane. The record is from RefSeq and is a predicted model, not a curated record. NCBI's taxonomy places the organism in Eukaryota, Fungi, Ascomycota, Dothideomycetes, Pleosporales, Trematosphaeriaceae. The transcript is spliced from 3 exons.